Messenger RNA from Miscanthus lutarioriparius, 210 nucleotides. Lineage: Eukaryota; Viridiplantae; Streptophyta; Magnoliopsida; Poales; Poaceae. The record is from the annotation of a GenBank genome assembly.
AUGAGUGAUCCCAAGUACGCCUACCCCUACCCUACACAAGGAUACUACCAGAGGCCGUACCAGGACUCGCCGGUGAUGGCGCCGCCGCAGUACGCCGCGCCGCCGCCCAGGAGGGAGCCGAGCUUCCUUGAAGGCUGCCUGGCCGCGCUGUGCUGCUGUUGCUUGAUCGACGAGUGCUGCUGUGACCCAUCCAUCAUCUUCGUCGGCUAG